GACCAAACGUUUUACUGCUGGGCUGGCUUGACUUGGGUCUUUUCAACUUCAAGUUGGAGGAGGCUGCUCUGCGCGCAGUGGGCCGUCCGGCGAGCAACACGACUCCGCUCAGGCUUAAUAACAUAGCGACACUCGCAGUGCCAAUUGGAAAACAAGAAAAAUAAUAAUCACAAAGGAUUCUGCUUUAUAGUCGAUACUUUACAUUGCGUCAUUUGUAAUAAUUCUUCCUCUCGUUGGUGCGGUGCAGCUCGCUAGCAUUUGCGAGGACGUUGGAUGCCAUUAGCGUCUGACGUUCACACGCAAAGAAGACGACGACGAGGCUUCUCGUUCUUGUCCUGGUCACGACUGACAAGCCACCGUCGACCAUGUCAGAGCCGACCGCCGAGGUGAAGCAAGAGGUGAAGCAGGCGAGCAAAGAGGUGAAAGAAAGCGAAAACGUCGCCGAGAAAUAUUCUGUCAUGACAGUGAGCAAGAACACCGAAAUGAACAUGGAAGAGCUGUCGUCCGCCUUCAGCGCCGUGCCCACUCACAAGCCGGUUAAAAAGCAAAUCCAGUUUGUGGAGGACAAGCAGGAGUUCAGCCGGUUCCCCACCAAGGCAGGCCGUCGUUCCCUGUCCCGCUCCAUUUCUCAGUCGUCCACGGAUAGCUACAGCUCAGCUGCGUCCUACACGGACAGCUCAGAUGACGAAACUUCACCACGGGACAAAACACAAGUCAACUCCAAGGGCAGCAGUGACUUCUGUGUCAAGAACAUCAAACAAGCAGAGUUUGGGAGACGUGAGAUUGAGAUUGCAGAACAAGACAUGUCGGCACUGAUUGCUCUCAGGAAGAGAGCACAGAGUGAGAAACCAUUGGCAGGUGCCAAAAUUGUAGGCUGUACACAUAUCACUGCCCAGACUGCAGUGCUGAUUGAGACUCUGGCGGCUCUCGGGGCCCAAUGCCGCUGGACUGCCUGUAACAUAUACUCGACACAAAAUGAAGUCGCUGCUGCUCUGUCAGAGAUUGGUGUGGCUGUGUUUGCCUGGAAGGGGGAGUCUGAGGAUGAUUUCUGGUGGUGUAUUGACCGCUGUGUCAACACUGAGGGAUGGCAGCCUAACAUGAUCCUGGAUGAUGGAGGUGACCUGACACACUGGAUGUACAAGAAAUACCCAAAUGUAUUCAAGAAGAUCCGAGGCAUAGUAGAGGAGAGUGUCACUGGGGUUCACAGGCUAUACCAACUCUCCAAAGCGGGAAAACUGUGUGUGCCAGCAAUGAACGUAAAUGAUUCUGUGACUAAGCAGAAGUUUGACAACCUUUACUGCUGCAGAGAGUCCAUCUUGGACGGCUUGAAGAGAACCACAGAUGUCAUGUUUGGAGGCAAACAGGUGGUUGUAUGUGGCUACGGUGAGGUUGGAAAAGGUUGUUGUGCUGCACUGAAAGCUCUUGGGGCUAUUGUCUACAUUACAGAGAUCGACCCUAUUUGUGCCCUGCAAGCUUGCAUGGAUGGCUUUAGAGUGGUCAAGCUGAAUGAGGUCAUUCGCCACGUUGAUAUCACCAUCACAUGCACUGGAAACAAGAAUGUGGUGACCAGAGACCAGCUGGACCGCAUGAAAAAUGGCUCCAUUGUGUGCAACAUGGGGCACUCCAACACAGAGAUUGAUGUGGCAAGCCUUCGCACCCCUGAGCUGACAUGGGAGAGGGUGCGCUCUCAGGUCGAUCACGUCAUUUGGCCUGAUGGCAAGAGAGUCAUUCUGCUGGCUGAAGGUCGCCUGCUCAAUCUCAGCUGCUCUACUGUUCCUACUUUUGUUCUGUCCAUCACUGCUACCACUCAGGCCCUGGCCCUAAUAGAGUUGUACAACGCUCCAGAGGGACGAUACAAGCAAGAUGUUUACUUGCUUCCUAAAAAAAUGGAUGAAUACGUGGCCAGCCUACAUUUGGCAACCUUUGAUGCCCACCUGACGGAGCUCAGCGAUGAGCAGGCAAAAUAUUUGGGCCUGAAUAAGAAUGGACCUUUCAAACCUAACUACUACAGGUAUUAGCCCAGAAUAAGCUACACCUCAGCACACCCACGUGUUGAGGAAGGAAGACAUGUUGGUAAUCCACCCAAGAAGAAAUUUGACUGUAUGUUCAUAUUUGUCUCAUCGACUUUAUUUCACAGAAAUGCUUGUGAUAGUCCACAUUAAUAGGCAAUUGUGUUGUAAGAUUAUCAGUAUCAGUCACAUACUAUAAUAUUUUGUACCAAUAUUAAUUAUUUAAGAAUGUUGUGCCAAAUAACUGUAAGGGAAAGGUUACAGAUUUAGAAAAGUAACUGUUCAGUUUACGUGAUGCAAAGAAAUAAUGAUAUAAUUCUCUGGGAUCUGAAGUAUCAUAAACUUGAACAAGGAAAUCUCUGAAAACUUUUAAACUGACUGAUACCUUUAAUUGGUCAUCAACCUCAUGUAUGAGACAGAUGGUGACUGUCAAUGGCAAGUCUAACCUUGCCUAAUUUUAACAAUAAAGAGCCAUACAUAUAUGGACCAAACCACAGUUUUGGUUAGUAAAUAUUAUUAAACUUCUUUGAUCUGGUGAGCAACUUAAUUGUUGCAAUGCGUAUGCUGGAUCUACUUAUUCUCUUGUAGCACUUAUGCUUAUAAAUGAGCCAUAACAUCUAAGAUGUUGUAAGAAAUGCAUUGGCAUUUGAUACCGUCCCGCAGGUUAAAAACACAAAUUAGGUUACUUAGGUGGCCCCCUGACUGAAGAGUGAAUACAUUCCAAUGAUAAGCUAGAGAGGGAAUAAACUUGCCCCUCCAGUGUCAAAUCUCUGUGAACAGUACCACUCCCCACAUGCAUGUGAACUAAACCUAGUACUUUGUGAUUGUAGAAGAACCUUGAUUUGUUUCAGAAGAAGAAUGAUACGGUGAUGCAUGCGCCACAGGACAUUCAAAUAUCAACAAUGUCUAUAGCCGGGGUCACCAGCGUUUGUGAACCAGAGAGCUACUCUUAGGAUACUGAUUCAAGUAUUCAAGUAUCGGCUUCUAAAAUACUGUAACACAUUUGCUCAAAUUACCUUUAUUAUAUGUUAUCGUGGCGGCACGGUGGCCGACUGGUUAGAGCGUCAGCCUCACAGUUCUGAGGACCCGGGUUCAAUCCCCGGCCCCGCCUGUGUGGAGUUUGCAUGUUCUCCCCGUGGGUUUUCUCCGGGCACUCCGGUUUCCUCCCACAUCCCAAAAACAUGCAUUAAUUGGAGACUCUAAAUUGCCCGUAGGCAUGAGUGCGAAUGGUUGUUUGUUUGUAUGUGCCCUGCGAUUGGCUGGCAACCAGUUCAGGGUGUACCCCGCCUCCUGCCCGAUGACAGCUGGGAUAGGCUCCAGCAUGCCCACGACCCUAGUGAGGAGAAGGGGCUCAGAAAAUGGAUGGAUGGAUAUGUUAUUGUUAAUAAUUGAUGAUUUUGAGCUAUGUGAAGACACUGAUCAUGUUAAUUCUUACAAUAAUGAUCAAAAAUUAUUUAACAAUGUAGGAAAAAGAUAAGGCGCCACGGUGACGGACUGGUUAGCACAUCUGCCUCACAGUUCUGAGGACCAGGGUUCAAAUCCCGGCCCCGCCUGUGUGGAAUUUGUGUGUUCGCCCUGUGCCUGCGUGGGUUUUCUCUGGGUACUCCGGUUUCCUCCCAAAUCCCAAAAACAUGCAGGGAAGGUUGAUUGAAGACUCUAAAUUGCCCGUAGGUGUGAAUGUGAGUGUGAAUGGUUGUUUGUUUAUAUGUGCCCUGCGAUUGGGUGGCGACCAGUUCAGGGUGUACCCCGCCUCUCGCCCGAAGAUAGCUGGGAUAGGCUCCAGCACGCCCGGGACCCUAGUGAGGAUAAGCGGUACAGAAAAUGGAUGGAUGGAUGGAAAAAGAUACAUUUGUAUGCAACACUCUCCAAUCUCUCAAUCUCCCAAAGUUUUUACAUUUUCAAAUGUUCACUUCUACAACAUUCCUACGAAAUCACAAUGUCCCAUCACCUGUGAACAAUUUUAGAACAGGCCCACAGGCAACUCAUGUGGUGCCAGAGGGCACUAUGUUGGUGUCCCCUGGUCUAUAGCAUUUGAUGUCAUUCUUUGGGGGUUAUCAAAUAGAGGAGAUUAAGUAGUCCACUGUGAAUCCAUACUGUUGCAAGUGAUGUAUAUUCUAGUCUGUCUAUAACAUGUGUGUGUUACAUGCUGCAUGCGCUGCAAAUUCUAGAAGUGUUUGUACUGUAUACACAGCCACCGCAAGCUCCUCUCCGUGGCAUUUAUCAAAACAACACACAUACUGUACACAUACACGAAAUAUGUGUUGUUUGAUUUGCCUAUAGAUUGACAUAAAAUGCAUCCCUCUUUUUCCUCACAAUAUAUUCAACAAAGACAUCUCUAACAGUGACAAGCUUUGUCAUCUUAUUCGAGACUGUAUAGUUAGUUGUACACUGUGUUCUCGUGCUUUUGAACUGCUCUUAUUUUUCAUUUCAACAUGCUACUGUUUGUGAGGUUUGGUAUUGCACUUACUGUACAACUUAUUUCCCUACUUGUUCUUUUGUUUUAAAUUUAAGGACCCUGUUAAAUGAUUUAGUUAAAUGAAGGAAUCUUGCGUUAUUUCAGUCAAAUCCUUAACAUGUAUUCCGACGCGUAUUUGACCUUUGCUAUAUGGGCCACCUCAUUACUGUCCCAAAUGUUAAGAUCUGCUCAUUUGACAUUCAAUUUCAGCACCUUUUAAGAUAACCUUAACAUAUUCUUGCAUUGAAGUUAUGAGGAAAUUGAAGUUUUUCUUUGAAUCUACAAGAUUUUAAUGAAAAGUAGCCUAGCCUGAGCUACUUUGUACUUGCAAUUUAAAGAGCAUAUGAACCAAAGGUAGCUUAUCUAUGAGGACAUCAUUGUCAGGAAGCUAGUUGCUGUAACCAUGGUUACUGCCCAGCUGACAGUGGCUUGUGUCUCACUUAGUACAGUUUGUAUCCGCAGUACAUGUGUGUGUUUUCGCUGAUGCUCAACAUGGUUGUUCUGCAAUGCAGCUAUGCAGUUUUCUUCUGUAAAAAAUGAUUUAAUCCUGCAGCUGUGGAGAGAUGAUACUCAUGUAUUCAUUACAGUCAUUUUAAAUGAGUACACCGUAUUUUGUUCUCUGUCGUACAGCCCUUGUAAUUUAUCUCUUUAAUUCUAGUGUUUUAAUUUUCUAGUGUGUAAUCAACAAUCAGGACUUAUGCUGAUCUUUUCCUUAGCACUUAUGCCUUCUAUAAUAGAUUUAUAUUGCUUUGAUAACUAAUAACUAUAUUUUGACUCGUGGUAUGUCAAAUAACAGGACAUAUGAAUGUUUUUCCGCUGAUGGUUGUCAACUGGAUAAUAUAUGCACACUGUUAUUUUCACAGUUGUACUCUUGUUGGUUUGUAGUCUUUGAUGUAGAGAUGCAGUUUUGGGUAUGAUUUAUUAACUUUAAAGUAGGAUAUGAGGACAGUAACUAGUUUUAAAACCCAAUCACAACAGUACACUGUAUGCUGUGGAAAACCCAUGUGCACAGUUCCCUUUAAUAAACUGCUGGUAACAUAAA
Messenger RNA from Phycodurus eques (leafy seadragon), 5506 nucleotides. Its product is annotated as S-adenosylhomocysteine hydrolase-like protein 1. Gene Ontology annotation, cellular component: cytosol. NCBI's taxonomy places the organism in Eukaryota, Metazoa, Chordata, Actinopteri, Syngnathiformes, Syngnathidae. The coding region runs from base 366 to 2018 and encodes 550 amino acids. The record is from RefSeq and is a predicted model, not a curated record. The transcript is spliced from 17 exons. Gene Ontology annotation, biological process: L-methionine cycle.